CAUCCUCCCUCUCCUCCGCUGGCCACCAACGCCGCCGCAUAACCAAAAAGUCAAUCAUCCCCCACCCAAGCCCCCGACUCGCCGGUCGCCGCCCGCAGGCCUCGCCAUACCCGGCAUGGACGAGGAGAGGACGGAGGCGUGGUGGGGCCGGCGCGCGUGGGCGCUGCUGUCGGCCGUCCGCGAGCGGGCGCCGCUGGUGCAGUGCAUCACCAACCUCGUCUCCAUGGACAUCGCCGCCAACGCCCUCACCGCCGCCGGCGCCUCCCCCGCCAUGCUCCACUGCCUCCGCGAGAUCCCCGACUUCACCCCGCGCUGCGACGCUGUCUACAUCAACGUCGGAACGCUCUCCGAGGACUGGCUUCCCUCCAUGCGCGCCGCCGCCUCAGCCGGCCGCCCCUGGGUGCUCGACCCCGUCGCCGUCGCCGCCUCCGGCUUCCGGAUGGAGGCCUGCCUCCAGCUCCUCGCGCUCCGCCCCGCCGUCGUCAGGGGGAACGCGUCCGAGAUCCUCGCCCUCGCCUCCAGCUCAGACAGCUCCUCCUCCUCCUUCAAGGGUGUUGACAGUUCACAUGACUCAGGGGAGGCCCUGCAAGCCUCGAAAGCAUUGGCACGGUCCAGCGGGGCCGUCGUCGCGGUAUCUGGAGCAGUUGAUUUCAUCACGGAUGGCGAGCAGGUUGUCAGCGCGAGCAACGGCGUGGCCCUGAUGCAGAAGAUCACGGCGACAGGGUGUGCCGUGACUGCUCUUAUAGCGGCUUUUGUCGGGGCGGAUCCCUCUGAUGCUCUGGCUGCAACAGCGUGUGCUCUUGCCAUCUUUGGGCUUGCCGGACAGAUUGGGAUGGAGUCGGCUAAAGGGCCUGCCUCUCUCAGGAUGCACCUCAUCGAUGCUCUCUACGGGCUCGACGAGCAGACAGUCACAUCAGGGGUCAAAAUUGCCCUAGUGCUGUAACACGUGUCUACCGUGGCUACUAGUGUUUAGGAAAUAUAAUGUCUGGGGUGAUCUGCAGGGUCCUGGAAAACCAUUAAGCGUAUCAGAUCGUAUUGAUUGUUGCCAUCCAUAUUUACAUGCCCCAUGAAUAAAUUGCCUGGUGACCAUCCAUCCACAUCCAGGCUGUACUAACUACCAAGUACAUAUUUGUGAAUGCUGAUGCCAAAAAGGUUUUGCACUGUUGUGUGACAGCACGGCUGUAGAAGCAAGGGUAAAGUCACUCUGGUCAUUUGUUCAGAGUUUUGAAAUAAAUUGUAAAAGUAAAUUCAUCAUCCA
Molecule: messenger RNA, 1258 nt
Organism: Triticum aestivum (bread wheat)
Lineage: Eukaryota; Viridiplantae; Streptophyta; Magnoliopsida; Poales; Poaceae
Product: hydroxyethylthiazole kinase
Exons: 2
Coding region: 116-943 (275 amino acids)
Biological process (GO): thiamine biosynthetic process
Molecular function (GO): hydroxyethylthiazole kinase activity; ATP binding; magnesium ion binding
Source: RefSeq, a predicted model, not a curated record